CGUGGCGCCCCCCCUCCAGCGCUUUCUCCCUUCCCGUCUCGCGUUCUUGCAACCUCUCGCGAGAUCUUCGCAUGCCUAUGUCAGCAGGGUUGAGCGGAAGUCUGCCCUUUUUACCCGUGGCGGACCUGAGAGGAGCUGUGUGGACAGGAUGAAGCUCAACAUCUCUUUCCCGGCCACUGGGUGCCAGAAACUCAUUGAAGUGGAUGAUGAGCGAAAACUGCGCACCUUCUAUGAGAAGCGGAUGGCCACUGAAGUUGCCGCUGAUUCUCUUGGUGAGGAAUGGAAGGGCUAUGUUGUCCGCAUCAGUGGUGGCAAUGACAAACAAGGCUUCCCCAUGAAACAAGGUGUCCUGACUCAUGGACGUGUGCGCCUACUGCUUAGCAAGGGCCACUCCUGCUACCGCCCGAGAAGAACUGGAGAACGAAAACGCAAGUCUGUCCGGGGCUGUAUUGUUGAUGCCAAUUUAAGUGUCCUGAAUUUGGUCAUUGUAAAGAAAGGUGAGAAGGAUAUUCCUGGGCUGACAGACACCACUGUGCCUCGUCGACUUGGUCCCAAGAGAGCAAGCAGAAUCCGCAAGCUAUUUAACCUCUCCAAAGAAGAUGAUGUUCGUCAGUAUGUAGUAAGAAAACCCCUGAACAAAGAGGGCAAGAAACCCAGAACCAAGGCUCCUAAGAUUCAACGAUUGGUGACUCCCCGAGUCCUGCAACAUAAGCGUAGACGUAUUGCUCUGAAGAAGCAGCGUACACAGAAGAACAAGGAGGAAGCAGCAGAAUAUGCCAAGCUUUUGGCCAAGAGAAUGAAGGAGGCAAAGGAAAAACGUCAGGAGCAGAUAGCAAAGAGGCGCAGACUUUCCUCAUUGAGAGCUUCCACAUCUAAAUCUGAGUCAAGUCAGAAGUAAAGAUGUGUACACGAUAUUAAAAUAAAAUCUUUUGAACUGAA
Molecule: messenger RNA, 939 nt
Organism: Alligator sinensis (Chinese alligator)
Lineage: Eukaryota; Metazoa; Chordata; Crocodylia; Alligatoridae
Gene: RPS6
Product: ribosomal protein S6
Exons: 6
Coding region: 149-898 (249 amino acids)
Biological process (GO): translation
Cellular component (GO): ribosome
Molecular function (GO): structural constituent of ribosome
Source: RefSeq, a predicted model, not a curated record